ACUGUAUAAACCAAUCAAUUCUUUAUUCAACUGGGAUAGAAUUAAUUCUUUUAUUUGUUUAGUCGGACAACAAAAUGGCACUUCGUUUACCUCUUCGAACUCGCCCUGCACCGCUCAUCGCAGGACUCACGGUUGGAGCAAUUGGCGUUGCAGUCUGUUCGAAAAUGAUGUUUGGAACAGCCUCAGCGGAAUCUCGUGAAGCGAAGAAGAUUUUCAAAGGGGGAUUUGCGUCGGUUAAGCUGCCGUUGCAUAGUUCUGAGGAUGAGACGCAUGAUACCAAGAGGUUGCGGUUCAAGCUGCCUCAAGAGACUGCUAUUUCUGGACUCCCGUUGACUUCUGCUCUGUUGACGUUCACAUGGCCUGAGGGAUCUUGGCUUCCUACACCGAGACCUUACUCUCCCAUCUCACCCUCUGAUGAACCCGGCUAUAUAGAACUCAUGAUCAAGAAAUACCCCAACGGCAAAGGAAGCGGCUAUCUCCACUCCCUCAAACCAGGCGACCAACUCUUUAUCCUCACCACCCUCCCCGGCUACAAAUGGAAGCCCAACAACUUCUCGCACAUAACCCUCAUCGCCGGCGGCUGCGGCAUAACACCGAUCUAUCAACUGGCCCAAGGAAUUCUGCGUAACCCUGAAGACAAAACUCGCAUGACUCUUGUGUUUGGCGCAAACACGGAUGAAGAUGUUCUGUUGAAGAAGGAGCUUGAUGGUUUUGCCAAAGAGUUUCCAGAGAGGUUUAGUGUCAAGUAUACGGUUAGUAGACCGAAGGAGGGAUCGGAGAUGAGGAAGGGGAGGGUUGAUAGGGAGCUUUUGGAGGAGGUUGUGCCGAAGGGGACGGAGAAGGUCUUUGUUUGUGGACCGCCGGCUAUGGAGGAGGCGCUGGUUGGGAAGUGGGGAAAUGGUGUUUUGGGGGAGCUGGGUAUUGAGAAGGGGAAGAUUCACAAGUUUUAAAAAGGUGUUGUAGAGAAGAGAGUAUGACUGGUGAAGAUUGCAUGGGGUUGGGGAGAUGAACAGUUAUCCCACGCUGAUCAAGGUGUAUAUUAGGAGUUAGAACGCAUUGUACAAGCACUUCUCAUCUUCAUAUUCGUACUUGCACGAUCAAUUCUUUUGGAGAAAUGAGAUAGAACUUUGAGUACAUGGGAAGACCGUGAUGGCUCAAGUUCAACCAGAGGCAACGAUGAGGGUGAC
Messenger RNA from Fusarium oxysporum Fo47, 1187 nucleotides. Its product is annotated as cytochrome b5 reductase family protein. Gene Ontology annotation, biological process: ergosterol biosynthetic process. Gene Ontology annotation, molecular function: cytochrome-b5 reductase activity, acting on NAD(P)H. The transcript is spliced from 3 exons. The record is from RefSeq and is a predicted model, not a curated record. Lineage: Eukaryota; Fungi; Ascomycota; Sordariomycetes; Hypocreales; Nectriaceae. Bases 75 to 950 code for a protein of 291 amino acids.